This is a messenger RNA of Clupea harengus (Atlantic herring), 3210 nucleotides long. It is a transcript of the gene cep63, whose product is annotated as centrosomal protein 63. The coding region runs from base 229 to 2364 and encodes 711 amino acids. The transcript has 16 exons. Gene Ontology annotation, biological process: de novo centriole assembly involved in multi-ciliated epithelial cell differentiation; centriole replication. The record is from RefSeq and is a predicted model, not a curated record. Lineage: Eukaryota; Metazoa; Chordata; Actinopteri; Clupeiformes; Clupeidae. Gene Ontology annotation, cellular component: centriole.
UACACUGGAAAGUGUGCAGACUACUGCGCAUGCAACUACCCAUGUCACCUUGCGUUCGAAACGAAUUGUCGGUUGUGAGUAGUGCGCCAAGUGCAGACAGUACCGUUACCGUAGCUAGCUAGAUGAAGUGUAAACAUACAAAUCACUGUCUGUUCACUUGUCUGUUAAAGAGGACUGUGUAUUCAGAGGUGAGGAUGACAAGUUGAGACAACUUGCAAAGACAAUUAAAUGGACAUGGACGCAUUUUUGGAGACACUUCGGGACCAAGGCGGGAAUUCCAUUCUCUCGUCCUGUGAGCCGGAGCUUGAAGAACUCCUCCGCCAGAUUGACAUCAUGCUGAACCACAAGCGCAGCGAAUGGGAGGCAGAGGUGCGUGCCAUGGAAGGGCGUCUCCAUAGUGGAGAGGCAGAGCUCCAGACUGCCCGGGACCUUCUGGAAAGGAGGAACACUGAGCAGAUGCUUAGGAUCCGAGCGCUCAGCAAGCAGCUGGAAGAGAUGCAUACUGGGAGACAGGAACUCGUGACUAAGUAUGAGGAGCAGCUACAGCACGUGCGAGAUGAGCUGGCCAAACUGAAACGCAGCUACGAGAAGCUCCAGCGGAAGCAUCAGAAGGAAAAUCGGGAAGUGGCCAAGACUCGCGGCGAUGACAAAAACGAGGUGUCACGCCUGAAUGGGAAGAUCGAGGAUUUCCGCCAGCGCUCGUUGGACUGGGAACAGCAGCGGCUGCAGUACCAGAAGCAGGUGGCCUCCCUGGAGGCCCAGAGGAAGCACCUGGCGGAGCAGUUCACCCACAUGCAGUCAGCAGGUCCCAGUCGACUGCAGGAGCAAACUGCAGAGAUGCAGCGGGUGCGUAACCAGCUGCACCGGGCUCAGGACACGGUGCAAAUGCAGGAGCAGGAGCUGGAGAGACUACGCAAACUCAGAGACGAGCUGGGAGACUCUCUCCGUGAACGGCAGGUCAGACAAACGGUGCUGAGUGAGGAGAAGCAUGAGCUGAAGGCCACUCUGGGCACGCACGAGCAGCUCCUGUGCAGCUCCGGCAUGCAGCAGCAGCAGCUGCGCGCUGAGGUCACCAGACUCAGCCAGGCCCUGCAGGCCAAAGAGCAGGUCAUCCGGUCGUUGGAGGACUGUUUGAGUGUGGAAAAUUCGUCCUCAGGCAUGUCGUCCGUGCGUCAGGAGCUGGAGCGUGUCACUGCCAGGCUGCAAAGCUCCCAGGCCUGCCAGAGCCACCUGAAGGCUGAGCUGGCUCGCCUCAGGGAGAGCAUGGACAGUGAGCGCAGGCCCAGAAGAGAGUCCAGCAGAACAGCAGAGGAGUGGAAACAGCUAGAGGAGGGACUCCGUCGCACACAAGCAGAGGCCAAUAAGCUCCGGGAGGAGCUCAGUAUAGCUGAACAGACGCGCCGCGGUGAGGCAGAGGGCAUGAGGAAGGAGGUGUCCCAGCUGACCGGUGAGCUGCACCAGAGGGACAUCUCCAUAGCGACACUCAGUGGCUCCGCCUCCAGCAUUGAGAAGCAGCUGAGGGCCGAGGUGGAAAGGGCGGAGCGACGCGCUGCUGAACUCAAGCUGACCCAGGUGCAGUUGGAGACCCUGAAGCUGGAGAACCAGCACCUGAACGAGCUGCUGGAGAGAGUUGAGCCCCACUCCCCAAAGCAGAAGGGAGACUCAUCGCUGGCGUCUCUGCGGGACAGCUACGUGUCGUCCCUGAGCAGCCUGGAGAGGGAGAACCAGCAGCUGCGGCAGGAGCUGGCCGAGGUGCGCGCCCGCCUUGACGCCAGCAACCAGACCUGGCAGGACAAGUAUGAGCGAGCCCUCCUGCUCAGCCAGAACCGCAGUGCGCAGAGGAGUGAUGAGGAGACCCAGCGCAGGUACCAGGAAGAGCUGGUCGCCAUGGAGACACGUCUCCGAGAUAACUCCAUGCACUACGAGGAGGAGAUCCAGAGGCUUCACCAACAGGUGGAGUCUCUAUCAAAGACUCAAAACUCCCAGACCAUCAACGGACCCCCGCGGGAACGCCAAUCCCCCUCCCCCGCCCCUUCAACCGCCUCUUCCUCCUCCUCGGCCUCGUCAUCCUCGGUGCUGAAGGCCAGGCAAUUGGCUGCUGUGCUGAGUGGGGUGGCCAAUGGGGAGGAGGCGCACGGCUCCAGUGCUGCUGAGGAUUUCCUGCCCCUGGUGCGAAACGCUGACUCGCCCGUGGGCUUGGUGGCCAAUCGCUUCCUGGAGGAGGAGUCUCUGCGCUCGCGGGAGCUGCUGCAGCGCCUGGACUCUCACAUCCAGGGCAUGCGCGAGGGCACUGCCCAAACCCUCAACAAGUACCUGGGCACAGGCGCCGCGGGCAAGGGGAAGGGCUCUGACAACAGCCCAUAAACUCCCACACGCAUCCGCAGAGCAGCCGUACGGCAGUGCUAACCGCCCCUGUCCCAGCAGGUGGCACGCCUUCUGCUCUUGGCUGACAUGGUGCAAUCACUGGUGCUUGUGUUUGACGCGAUAAUUGCACAUAACUAAUGACCGUUUGAUAAACAGCGCUGUGUGAAAUUGAAUGAAGAUUUUUCUGGCAGCUGGUGUUUGUAGACAUGCUACUUCUCUCAGCAAGCCAUGCUAGGGUUAGUCUGAGGCAGAUAGGAAUGCUCAGGACAGGGUUGAGACGGGAAUGAAUGUAGUGAACCGGUAGGAACCUUUGGACUUCUCAUUACACUGGGGACAAUCAGUGGAUUACACAAAUGUGACCGCACGGAAAACACUCACACACACACACACACACAGACAAACGGCAUACUGUCACACAUGUAUUUCACAGUGAGAUGCACAACAGCUUCUCAAAGGAAACAGGCAUAACCUAAUGGCCACACUAGCAUGUGCAGACAGUCAAUCAACUAGCACACACAUAUUUUGGGAUUUUGUGUGUGUGUGUGUGUGUGUGUGUGUGUGUGUGUGUGUGUGUGUGUGUGUGUGUGUGUGUGUGUGUGUGCACGCACACACCACAGGUGUAUUUUCAGUUCUACUCACUCCGCCAAAAGUGUCCUUGCGUCAUUCAUCGCAUUCAUCGAGCACUUUUCAAAUUCUCACAUGUUCUGCUAUGUUUUUUUUUUAUAACCACCAAAAAACAACUGUUGUCCUCUGUGCCUUCUUGUAUUUAUAUAACACGUUUUGUUUGUUUGUGCUAUUUAAAAUAUGUGAACAUCAUAGUCAAAAAAAGCAACUGCUGUGUUUUUA